ACUUUCCAAUUUUUACGCCAGAAUCAUAAAAUCAGUGACCCAAAAAACCUAUGAUUUUGAAAAUUUGUUCAAUAAAAAAAUGUGCCCCUCAAAGGGUUAACUCGGGGCACUCUGGGCAAAACUGUGGGCCUGUGGGACAACCCCCCCCUCCCCCCAGUAAGAAUCGGUACAGAAAAUUGAACUGUGCAUAGGGUAUGCUUCUAUACCUACUUCUCCCUUAUGUUGCUUAUGUGCGUUUGAGUUCUUUGCCCUUCAUUGCCAAUCUGUUGUCUUAUUGUUCAACAGUGGCAGUACUGAUUUUUUUAUUCCCUUAUUGUCCGAAACGAUAAUGAAAUUCAGAUGUAAAAUGGUUGAUACUGCGGCUAUGCGAGAUUUCAUGAAUAUAGUGAAUAUUGUUUCACGUAUGUCAAAGAUGUGCGUGAUAAGAUUGACACCAGAAGAGCUUUGCUUCAAUGUUUCCGAUGAUGGAUCGCCAGUUGUUUGGGCAGAAUUAUCAAAAAAACACUUUUUCACUGAAUAUGUCGUUGUUGGAGUCUCCGAUAUGCAGAAUGAAAUAUACUUGGAAUUUGAUGCUGCAAUGCUGGGUCGAAGUCUCAAUUCAUUGAAACAAACAGCACGGUCGACAAAGAUUAAACUAACAAAUAAGCAACAACCAUGUUUGACGAUUGAAGUAGAGCUACCGUCAGUGGCUAAUGAAUCUUGGCAGUGCAUCCACGAUGUACCUGUCAGAGUAAUACCUCGUAAAGAAUGGCCGGUUUAUAAAGCACCUCAUCUACCGGUUUUUGAUAUAUCGAUCGAAAUGCCGUCGUUGAAACACGUCCGCAACAUAGUUGAAAGAAUGAAAAACAUGAGUCCUUAUUUGAGCGUUUGUGCGGAUGCUGCAGGAACUCUCAGAUUGAAAAUAACUACAGAUUCCGCGAGCGUCGCGACGCACUUUCAAGGAUUAAAUUUUUCAAUGGAAGCACAAAAUGGCGGUGACGAAACUAUCGAAGCGAGCGUUGACGUUCGGAAAUUCUUGACCUUUUUAGCUUGGGAUGUACUUCAUCCUGAUAUGGUCAAGUGUCGCAUUCUUAACGAAAGAAUGAUUUACCUCUACUUUAAUCUCGAUGAAAAUGUUGAUAUUCACCAUUUCAUACCUGCUGUAGCAACAUAAUGUAUUUGUUUUAUUCGAAUGUAUUAAUCAAUUAUCUUUUUAUAAACCCAUAAAUAUACUUUUGUGAUAAAA
Messenger RNA from Venturia canescens, 1225 nucleotides. It is a transcript of the gene Hus1-like, whose product is annotated as Hus1-like checkpoint clamp component. Bases 329 to 1153 code for a protein of 274 amino acids. Gene Ontology annotation, cellular component: nucleolus; checkpoint clamp complex; site of double-strand break. NCBI's taxonomy places the organism in Eukaryota, Metazoa, Arthropoda, Insecta, Hymenoptera, Ichneumonidae. The transcript is spliced from 3 exons. Gene Ontology annotation, biological process: double-strand break repair via homologous recombination; mitotic DNA replication checkpoint signaling; nucleotide-excision repair. The record is from RefSeq and is a predicted model, not a curated record.